Messenger RNA from Grammomys surdaster, 1431 nucleotides. RefSeq names its product glutaminyl-peptide cyclotransferase like (gene Qpctl). The transcript has 7 exons. Gene Ontology annotation, molecular function: glutaminyl-peptide cyclotransferase activity; zinc ion binding. The record is from RefSeq and is a predicted model, not a curated record. Bases 23 to 1174 code for a protein of 383 amino acids. NCBI's taxonomy places the organism in Eukaryota, Metazoa, Chordata, Mammalia, Rodentia, Muridae.
UUGGUUUCAGGGCAGAGCUGCCAUGAGUCCCGGGAGCCGCGGGCGGCCUCGGCAGCGGCUCGGGGAUCGCGGCCUCAUGAAACCACCCUCACUUUCCAAGCGCCGUCUUCUACCGCGAGUGCAGCUCCUGCCCCUCCUGCUGCUGGCGCUGGCCCUGGGCUUGGCUAUCUAUAUCGUCUGGAAUAGCUGGCACCCUGGGGUCGAGGAGGUGUCACGGAGCCGGGAUCUGCGGGUCCCGCUAAUCGGAAGCCUUUCAGAAGCCAAACUGCGGCUGGUGGUAGGGCAGCUGGAUCCGCAGCGUCUGUGGGGGACUUUCCUGCGUCCCUUGUUGAUUGUGCGACCCCCGGGUAGUCCUGGCAAUCUCCAAGUGAGAAAGUUCCUGGAGACCACGCUGCAGUCCCUGUCGGCAGGCUGGCACGUGGAACUGGACCCAUUCACAGCCUCAACCCCCUUGGGGCCACUGGACUUCGGGAACGUGGUGGCCACACUUGACCCAGGAGCUGCCCGACACCUCACCCUCGCCUGCCAUUAUGACUCUAAGUUCUUCCCUCCUGGGUUGCCCCCCUUUGUGGGGGCCACAGAUUCAGCCGUGCCCUGCGCCCUGCUUCUGGAGUUGGUCCAGGCCCUUGAUGUCAUGCUAAGCAGGGUCAAGCAGCAGGCAGCACCGGUGACCCUGCAGCUGCUCUUCUUGGAUGGGGAGGAGGCACUGAAGGAGUGGGGACCAAAGGACUCCCUCUAUGGCUCCCGGCACCUAGCUCAGAUCAUGGAGUCCACACCGCACAGCCCCGGCCUUACCAGGAUCCAGGCUAUUGAGCUCUUUGUCCUUCUUGACCUUCUGGGAGCAUCCAGCCCAAUCUUCUUCAGUCACUUCCCCCGCACAGCCCGCUGGUUCCAACGACUGAGGAGCAUCGAGAAGCGCCUUCACCGUCUGAACUUACUACAGUCUCACCCCCAGGAAGUGAUGUACUUUCAACCCGGGGAGCCCCCUGGCCCUGUGGAAGAUGACCACAUCCCCUUCCUUCGCAGAGGGGUCCCCGUGCUCCACCUCAUUGCGACACCCUUCCCUGCUGUGUGGCACACACCUGCUGACACUGAGGCCAACCUCCACCCGCCCACCGUGCACAACCUGAGCCGCAUCCUCGCUGUGUUCCUGGCCGAGUACCUGGGACUCUAGCCUGCAGCCUGAUACCUUGAAGGGAUCUGGGCACUGGCCAGGGGCACCUGAGGUUUGCUUCAAGCACAUUGAGCCACCGUGUUUCAAGGACAUGCAAGGAACUGAGGGCAUGAGAGAGCCAAAGGAAAUAGGAAUCCUUUGGCCUCUGUCCUGAGUAAAUAACUGGAAGUUUCCAGUGACCAAAAGACAUGUCACAGGCUACACUUGGACCAGCACCACCGACCAAAUGAAUCCUCUGUGGCUGAUGUUUUAUGUCA